UCCUCCUUCUCCCCUAUCCAGAGCGAAGACUCCGAUGAGGAUGAGCCUUGUGCCAUCAGUGGCCGAUGGACCUUCCAGAGGGACAGUAAGCGCUGGUCCCGUAUGGAGGAGCUGGAGGUUUUUUCCUCACUGCCCUCAGACGCUGCCCAACCCCCUUUCCCAAAGGACCAAGUAUCCCAGAAGGGCAAGCUCGCCCUCCGUGAAGGCAAUAGUUCGGAGAGUGUGCUGACCGACCUCAGCGAACAGCCUGAAGUUGGCUCCAUCCACAGCAGUGGGAGUGGUGGCAGAGGAGAAGAGAAGAGCCAUGGAGCUGCCCUGACAAGUGAAACUUUACCUGCCGGCGCUACUCGUGCAAGCUCUGUAGCUAGCAUGUGUUCUUCCUCGGGCACAGGCGGGUCAGGAUGCGCAAAUGAGGACUCCCUGUCUGAUGGGAUGCCUCCAUCACCUCUGGAGACACUCGGACAGUUCACCUUUGAUGUGAAAACAGGCAUGGGGGGACUGGGAGGAAGUCUUGACAGAGGAGGUGGCAGCGGCAAAAGCACACGCUCAAGAGCGAAGAGCUUCCUCAAGAGGAUGGAGAGUCUACGGCUGCGUAGCGGCACCACCUCCAAGAGAAAGAAGAAGGGGAGCACAAGUGGAGGGAAGAUAGAAAUCAGUGGCCCUGUCAUCAAAGAGGGUCUGGAUGAUGACAAGCUGCGGAGGCUCAAUUGUGUAGACAUCUCCAGUAUCAACCUCAACCAGAACCUCAAUCACCACCGCAAUCCCACUCAGACUAUGACACUUAACCGCAAUCGCUCUGUGUCCUACUCCACUCAGACCAGCAACGGCAGCACUGGAAGUACUGGGAGCAGCCAGUCUGAAGCCAGCAGUGGAAGUGCAGUGAGCACUCCAAGCCCAGUGACUCGCGCUCGCAGCCACAGCACAGCAGCUGGCUCCAGUAAGAGAGGAGGAAUGUAUUUGGAGGGUUUCGAUCCUUUCAGCAUUCCCCAACAAGCUGCAGAUCUACAGCCAACACCACCACCCAAAUCUGCCCCACCCAUCCCCUGCCAAGCCAGUAAUGGGAUGACAGUGGAUGAGCAGAACCGCAGGAACAACUGCAGUGUUCGAGACAAUAGCAGACAAGCUGAAGAAGAAGAAGAAGAAGAAGAGGAGGAAGAGGAGGGCAUGAUCUUCUUCUACUUACCAGAAGGUCACAAGCCUGGAACCUUCCCCAAAGCCCUGCAGGACGGGAGUUCACGCAAUAACAACGGGAAUGAUAAUGGGAACUCAGUGAUCCUCAGGGGGCGGCAAAGUCGACGCCAGCGGCGUUGCUCCUCAGGCUCUGUCGACAGCCGGCUCAGUUUUUAUGACAACGUCCCCUACACUGAGAGGGAGGAGGAGGAAGACAGGGAAGAGGGGGAUGAACGCAAACUGGAGCAAGUGCUGCAACAUGUCAGCGGCCUGCAGCGGUUUGUUAAUGCAUGGUCAGAGGCGGUGGCUGGUGAAGAGGAAGAAGAGGAGGAGGACGAAGAGGAAGAGGGAGACUCAGAUUCAGCACUGGACUCAGCCUCCCCUUGUCCGUCCUCCCCUCUGCAAAACCGGCUGGAGGAGACGGAGAACGGGAGUGAUCAAGACAGCACAGGAAACCCGCUGGGAGAGGGAGAGGAAGGGAUGAGGGAGCGAAGAGAUUCUGGUGUUGGGGCAUCUCUAACCAGAACCAGCAGACCACAGAAAUUGCGUUGGCCGAGCUUCCAGAACUCCCAUCGGCCCAGUUUGGCAUCGGCCCAGCUCCAGAUUAGCUGCCAGUCUGUGCUACAGAUGAAUCUACUCCAGAAGCUCUCCCUGCUGCAGCUCACUGCUCUGCUGGAGAGACACACCCCGACAAAUAAACAUGGCUUCAGCUGGGCUGUGCCAAAGUUUAUGAAGCGGAUCAAAGUGCGCGACUAUAAAGACAGGAAUGUGUUCGGUGUGCCGCUACAAGUCAUCGUCCAGCGGACAGGCCAGCCCCUCCCUCAGGGCAUUCAGCAGGCCAUGCGCUAUUUACGCAACCAGUGCCUGGACCAGGUGGGCCUUUUCAGGAAAUCCGGCGUUAAAUCUCGUAUCCAGGCUCUUCGUCAGAUGAACGAGGCGAGUGGCGCAGACGGAGGGGGCGUCAACUACGAGGGCCAGUCGGCAUAUGACGUCGCAGACAUGCUAAAGCAGUACUUCAGAGAUCUGCCAGAACCCCUGCUCACCAGCAAACUGUCUGAGACCUUCCUCCAGAUUUACCAGUACAUGCCUAAGGAGCUGCGUCUGCAGGCAGCGCGUGCCGCUGUGCUGCUGCUGCCCGACGAGAACCGCGAGGCUCUGCGGACACUGCUGUGUCUGCUGAGCGACGUGACGGCCAGCGUGUCUGAGAACCAGAUGACUCCCACCAACCUGGCUGUUUGCCUGGCGCCAUCCCUCUUCCACCUCAACACCCUGCGCCGCAAGGAAAGCUCCUCGCCAAGGGUGAUGAACAGGAAACAGAUACUGGGAAAGCCAGACCAGAGAGACCUGAAUGAGAACCUGGCUGCCACUCACGGCCUGGCACACAUGAUCCAGGAGUGCAGCAAACUCUUCCGGAUCCCAGAGGAGAUGAGUCGCUGCAGGAACUCUUAUGUGGAGCAGGCGCUGCUGCCACGACGCCUGGAAGAGCUCGCUGGUGAAGAGGCCGGGCAGGGAGGUUACAGGGCCUUCCUCCAGGACAGCCUGGACGCCCUCCUCAAAGACGCCAAGGACAAGUUUAAAGGUUACGACAGCUGCUCCACGCCCGAGCACGCAGAGCUGGCCUGUAGGAAGGUGCAUGAUGGCUUUCCUCUGCGGCUGUGGAAGGUGACCGUGGAGGUGCCUGCGGGUCCUGAGGAGGUUUUGACACGAGUGCUGCGGGAGCAGGGCUACUGGGACGAGGACUUGCUCGAGAGCCGGGUGGUUGAGACCCUGGACGAGAGGACGGAGGUCUACCAGUACGUCAGGAACACUAUGGCUCCACAUCCCACCAGAGACCACCUCGUGCUCAGAACGUGGGUAACAGACCUGCCAAAAGGAGCGUGUGCACUGGUGUGUACGUCUGUGGACCAUGAAGGAGUGCCUGUUGUUGGUGUUCGGGCAAAUGUCCUCACCUCACGCUACUUCAUUGAGCCCUGUGGAACCAACAAAUCCAGACUCACACAUAUUUCUAGGAUCGACUGCAGGGGUCGUUUCCCAGAGUGGUACAAUAAACUGUAUGGACACUUGUGCGCCACCGAGGUUGCACGGAUACGUGACUCAUUCACCGUGCCCAUGGACAAAUGAGAAAGCAAUGUGCAAUUUGGGCACGACAGACUUGACAGCUUCUUUGGACCAUAAUUUAGAUCCUACAGAGGACUCAAAAUGACUCAUUCCACCCAUUCCAUCAGAGAGGGCGAUGGGGUCCAAACCUCUUUACACUCACAAUUAAUGGACAAAUCCUGGAUCCUGGAUUGAAGGACUUUUUGUGUUUUUGCUCUGAUUUUGUUACAACAGACUGAUGUUAUUGUCUAAAACUGUUCUGUUGGGGCUUUCAGUGUGCUCCCGAGAGGACUCGUGUCAUACAAACAUUUCUCCGGGCCAAAGGACAUGAUGUCACUGAUACAGGAUGUGAGAUUUAUCCAAACGGUGCUACUGCUUCUGAGAAGCAAAGUGGGGUGUGUGAGUGUGUGUGCAUGAGUGUUCAAAGCAACAAACAGUUAAUUAAUACAUAUUCCUCACACUGGUUUUCCAGUGGCAGCAUAAUGUGUACAUACAGUAUUCUGUUCACAGUAAUGGUUUAUGUGUGUCUUGUGUUACCUCUGUCUCUUUUUUCUGUUACAGUAAGGCACAGGAGGAACAGUAGAGAAUAUUAUGGUCAGCUGAUUGAUUAAUCCAUGGGUGAAGAAAGAUGUGAAUGUGUUAGGAACAUGCAGACUGAGCAGAGACAACAGACGGGAUAUAGUGAGAUGACAGGUGGCUGAUAGCAUAGAGGGUUUUAGUGCUUAGAAAGGCAGAGACAGAUGAGAAUCGGUGGCUGGCUCACCAAAAAGAGAAGUAAGGAUCAAAGAAAUGGCCUCAUUUACUAACAUACAAAUAAGAUGUCCUCUCAUUUUGUUCUUGAAGACACGGACAGAAUAAGUCACUGUGCCGGGAACCAGUCACAAGUGCAAAAAGGCAAUUUUUGAAUAACAGUAAGAGCUCAUCAGUAGCUGUUUCUGACUGAGGCUCAGUGUUAGAGAUGGGGAAUGUUGCUUAUUUAACAGGAUUUAAGAUUUAAGAUGAAUAGAUCUACAGCAAUGGACCAAAUUUGGAAAAAAGCUAAAAUAAGUACUGAGCUUUUCCUCCUAUAUUAAAAAAGCUAAUGAUAGUGUUGUUAAGUGCACACGCAGUCAGUUGUUAUAGGCCGAACUUCACUUACAUAUACACGUUGAUAAAAAUUACUGAUUUCACAAUAAUCCUGAUGUACAUGAGAACAGAAAAAACAAUGCACUGUUCCAACCUGCAACCUCUGGCUAGUCCUAUAAAAGAUGAGUAAAGAGAGAAAACAUGGUCCUUUUAUAAAGGUGGAGAUUUUACAGGUUUUACUGUAAAGAAGAGGGCAGACUGAAUGUUUGUGUGAUUUCAAAGGAAGGAAAACGAUCUUUUGUGUAAGCUUCUUUCUCCGUACUGUCUUCUUCAGUGUUAAAAAAGAAGUAAGAGAUUUAGGUUCCUUGAAACCUUCUUUACUCAUAACACUCACGCUUCAAUCUGAGGGCGCACAUUUUUUUCUGUGUUGAGUUGUGUGAUUAAUUCGCUAAGCCAUUGUUCAUAUCGUAAAUGUCUGUACUUUUAACUGUGUCUCUGCCAAAUAAUAACGCAUGACAAUGACAGUUAAUUUAAAACAAAUAUAUUUAUACCUCAGAUAUAUGUUUGUUUUGUAUCAUACCAUUUUAUUUUAUUUUAUUGUAAAUGUUAAGCUUUAUGUUACAGAAAUGAACAAAUGUUUUAUCUUUUUUAUUAAUAUUAUUUCUGUACAGGUUAAUCAAAGUGCACUAUUAAAUGUAUUAAAAUAAA
Epinephelus fuscoguttatus (brown-marbled grouper) is the source of this 5040-nucleotide messenger RNA. It is a transcript of the gene dlc1, whose product is annotated as DLC1 Rho GTPase activating protein. NCBI's taxonomy places the organism in Eukaryota, Metazoa, Chordata, Actinopteri, Perciformes, Serranidae. The coding region runs from base 103 to 3291 and encodes 1062 amino acids. Gene Ontology annotation, biological process: regulation of Rho protein signal transduction; actin cytoskeleton organization; signal transduction. Gene Ontology annotation, cellular component: membrane raft; focal adhesion. The transcript is spliced from 10 exons. The record is from RefSeq and is a predicted model, not a curated record. Gene Ontology annotation, molecular function: lipid binding; GTPase activator activity.